GUGUUAUUCUGUUAAACAAACUACUGCUUAAUAUGUUUGAAUUACUAUUUCUAUCAUUUUGCACAUAUCUUGUUACACACGUGGAAGAAUUGCCCUCGAGAUGUUCAACCAGUACUUUGUGUUAGACGAUUAUAUUCGUCAUGAUUCGGAGGACACAAAACUUUGCGCACUUGGCAAAAAAUAAUAUCAAUAUCUUCUCCAUCUUGGACCUAAAAAUAAGUGUGCAAAAAACAUAUGUGUAUUAACAAAUUUAAACAAGUGUGAAACCAGUGUUAAAAUGUAGUGCAUCAAAAGUGACCCUUUUAUCACUCCUAAAAAUGCUUUACCACCAUCACUUUAAUCAUCCAGUGCAGUGACCUCUAAAGUUCGAAAAUUAAUUUUCUUUUACCUAAUUAAUUUUCUUUUACCAAAAUGGCUCGUUUUCUAUUAAUUUUUAUUUUCGGAGUGGCAGUGUUGUGCGUCACCGCAGUCGAAUCCGAAAGUCCGGACCCGGAUUCGGAUUUUCCGGUCGAAGAGAGAGAAAGUAGAGGCUGCUACGAAUCCGGAAGUAUAGAUGCGGCGACGGAUAGACGGCACCGGAAAGGUCGUCGAAGAACGAGAUCCCACAACUCAACAACCAUCAUUACAGCCAGCAAACACCAUUCCACAAAAUCAAGACACCAUCCACAUUCUACGAGAAGUCCCUUAUUCGAAAAUCAAUUACUACAAACUCUGGAGCAAAAAGCCCUUGCCACAAACCAGAAGAAAAACAAGACAUCAAAUCAGCACCAUAGCAAACACCAUCACAAAAAUGGUAAACAUAAAUCACCCGAGAUGGAACUCGAAGAAAUUUCGAGAAAACUGGACAAAGUUCCUCGAAAAUACCAAAAUUUGGAAAUCAUCAACAUAAACCAGGGUGAACUCCAAAAGUCUUCAGAUAAUUUAGAUAAACUGGUAAAACAUCAACACGUUGAUGUCAGUCUGAUUCCCAGUGAACAGGAUUUUGAUCAGCUGUUUGUGAAUAAUAAUAAGACUGUUUUUGGAGAUGGGAAAAAUGGUGAAUUUGUUAGUGUGAAUAAGUUUGGGAAAAGUGCCAGUGCUAAUUCGGUUUUGGAAAGAAUCGAACAGGAGAGAAAAAUUAAAGAAAAUAUGUUUGUGAGUGAGAAUUGCACGGUGGUUUUGGCGCAAACUGGAUCCACUGCGCAAAUUCACUGUGAGGUGAACGAUGUUGGAGAAAAUACUCUGUUGUCUCUUUAG
Molecule: messenger RNA, 1236 nt
Organism: Ctenocephalides felis (cat flea)
Lineage: Eukaryota; Metazoa; Arthropoda; Insecta; Siphonaptera; Pulicidae
Source: RefSeq, a predicted model, not a curated record